Messenger RNA from Scaptodrosophila lebanonensis, 774 nucleotides. RefSeq names its product protein takeout-like. The coding region runs from base 1 to 774 and encodes 257 amino acids. The transcript has 4 exons. The record is from RefSeq and is a predicted model, not a curated record. Lineage: Eukaryota; Metazoa; Arthropoda; Insecta; Diptera; Drosophilidae.
AUGCGAAUUAAAAUUUCAAUCUCAUUGAGUCUGCUGGCCCUGUCGGUUGUACUCGCAGUCGCAGCUGCCAACUAUCUGACGGAAAAACCUGAUUAUUUGAAUCCAUGCCGACUGGACGAUUCCGGGUUCCAGAAAUGCCUCGCUGCCAAUUUACAGGUUUUGUUCAGCAAAUGGAAAGAUGGACUGCCGGGCACAAACACACUCACAACCAUUGACCCUCUCCACAUAAAACGUAUAAAGAUCUCACCUUCCAACGGUGCUAUAGUUUUUAAUGCAGAACUACGAAAUGUCCAGAUCAAGGGAGCCAGCCGAGCUGUUGUCCAAUCCGCAAGUUAUGAUCCUUCGUCCCACACGGCUAAGACUGCUACAAAUGCCCCGAAACUUCGCUUUGAGUUUGAUUACAAAGUCAAGGGACAUAUUUUGGCCUUAAAUCUAAACAGCCAAGGUAAAGGAUAUUUUGAAGCAGAUGACGCAACCUUAAAUUCCGAAAUGUUCGUGAAGCCACGUAUAACGCCUGAAGCGGCUUUUGCUGAUGUUCAGGGUGUCAACACAAAUCUUAAAAUAGGUGGAUUCAAGAUAAGACUGGAGAAUCUCUUUGGGGGCAACAAGGACCUGGAGGACACUGCCCACGUGCUCUUCAACGAAAACUGGCGCGAUUUUUUUGAACUAAUGAGACCGACAAUUGAACAAACUGUAGACAUCGUUUUGUUGGGUCGUUUCAAGAAAACAUUCGAAUAUGUGCCGGCAAAUUAUUUUAUCGAGAAUUUUCAUUAA